Messenger RNA from Rhineura floridana, 5409 nucleotides. RefSeq names its product discoidin, CUB and LCCL domain-containing protein 1-like. The record is from RefSeq and is a predicted model, not a curated record. The coding region runs from base 82 to 2214 and encodes 710 amino acids. The transcript is spliced from 15 exons. NCBI's taxonomy places the organism in Eukaryota, Metazoa, Chordata, Lepidosauria, Squamata, Rhineuridae.
UGGAGUCGCCGACAGCUGCGCGUGUGAGCGGCGGGGAGAGGCUGGCGAGCUUGCCGGCAUCCUCGCCACUCCGUUUCGACGAUGCGCCCUGGGCUCCGCGGCCCCGGGCUGCUCCAGCUGUUCCAGUUGUUGCAACGCCUGGAUUUCUGGACGGUCAGCAGCCAGACGGGGGAUGGUUGCGGCCACUCGGUGCUGACACCUUACAGUGGGACACUAACUUCCAAGAACUACCCUGGCACUUAUCCCAACUUCACAUCCUGUGAGUGGAGGAUUCACGGGGCCGCGGGGAGCUACCUGAGCCUGACCUUUGGAGACAUGGACAUUGAAGCCUCAGGACAGUGCAAAUCUGGCUUCUUGUUGCUUGCUUCUCCAUCAGAUGGAUCCCGCUUUGGCCCAUACUGUGGCAAUUCAAAUCCACCACACACGGUCUUGGUGAUGAACUCCACCUCAGUCACCAUUUUGUUCAACACCACAACACAUCGCUCAGGACGUGGCUUCCUCCUUUCUUAUGCCAGUGGCAACCAGUCAGAUUUGAUCUCAUGUUUGCAGAAAGGAAUCCAUUACGGGAAAGAACAAAUCAGAGUUUAUUGUCCGGCAGGCUGCAAAGGAGUGACAGGAGACAUCUGGGGCAACACGAACAAAGGCUACCGAGAUACAUCAGUUCUCUGCAAAGCUGCUGUCCAUGCUGGCGUGAUCUUAGAUGAACAGGGGGGACCAGUCACUUUGUCUCGAGAGAAAGGUAUCACUCUCUACGAGUCAACCUUUGCCAAUGGACUCUACUCAAAAAGAGGAUCUUUAUCUGAAAAACGCCUCAUCUUUCACAAAGCCUGUGCCAGUGCCCUGGAAGUGUCCAGCUUCAACGCUUCAUCCUACUGGCACGAACAGAACAUCAUGGGGGAGAACAAGGCCUGGAUCGCCGAGCAAGCCUCUUUUAGCACCGAUGGCACCUCCUGGGCAGCAGCUCAGAGCUCUGUGGAUGAGUGGCUGGAAAUAGACUUGGGUGGAAGGAGGAACAUCACAGGAAUCAUAACCAAGGGAUCUUCUCAUAAACACAAAAACUACUACGUCAAAUCCUACCAAGUCCUCUCAAGCAGGGACGGCAAGAACUGGAAGGUGUACAAAUCCAACAGCGGCAAUGAGGAUAAGAUCUUUGAAGGAAAUAGAGACAGUCACCAAGAAGUCUCCAAUGCCUUCAUCCCGCCGAUCCUGGCCCGCUACCUACGCAUUGUUCCCAAGAGCUGGAACCAGAGGGUGGCUCUGAAAGUGGCCCUGUUGGGGUGCCAAGCUGCUCGCCUGAAGACCCCUCGGCCCUAUAGCGACAGCGGAAUUCACAGUGGCCCCAAGGUGUUCCCCAUCCUGACAAGCAGCCCUGUCACUUUCACCCAAAUCCCAGGAAUAGUGAUCAAUUCAGGAAAAAAAGGGCCCCCGUUGCUGGUCAUGCUUCUGAUUGGAGGAUUUGUGCUUAUUGCCUUGGCCCUCUUGCUGCUGGUUUUUCUAUGUUGCAAAAAGAGCAGAAAGACAGCGGAUCAGGAUUGCAGCCUCAUAAAAGGUUUCCCAACAUCAGAGGCCAGCCAGGUAUGUCCCAGAGGGAGCCUGCAAUUGUCCACCUCUGAAAUCGCCUCAUUCCCUAAGGCUGGAGCCCCAGAAGAUGUCAGUGGGAUUCAGUCUCCAGAAUAUGCCGAGCCAGAUGUUGUUCAAAUCAGCCCCACCACCCAGUCCAUCCCGUCUACAUUCAAGCCUGCUCUGGAUGAAGGCUACACACUCCCCCUGGUGGUGAAUCAUUACGAUGUGCCAGGCAAGUGCCAUGAGUAUGCCGAGCCUUUGCCACCAGAGCCAGAGUAUGCCACCCCCUUCAUAGACCAGCCGGCGGAGCCAGAAGUAGAUACUUGCAGCAAGAACGUCUGCGGCAUCAAAGUUCUUUCCUCUCCCCAAAGCCAGGCAGGCUCCCUGGUCUCGCCACGAUGCCUGGAGGCCCAGAUGCAAUACGACUUCCCUGCUCAACGGCCAGCAGAGAAGCCAGACAGCAAAGCAGGCGAAGCUGGCCUGUGGGAAGGACCCGCCCAAACAGGCAAAGUCUACACGGAGCCUCAAGGCCAUCGGACUCCGAGCCCAAGAGACGAACGCCCUCCUGUCCAGCUAGCUACCUCACCACAGGGGCGCUGCUUCCAGCUCACGGACUCCCCUCUUGCACACAUCUAUCACGAGCCCCUGUGAGCCACACGGGGGGAGGGAUCCCGAUGAUGCCCAUCCUGCAAAAGGAGGUGGACUUCACUGAGGAUCUGGUGACCUUUCGCUCAAGGGCAUAGGGAAAGCCACCUUCCCCUCUGUCAGGCUGCUUGUCCAUCUCAUUAUUGCCUACUCUGACUGGCAGAGGGUCUCCAGUAGAGAUCCUUCCCAACGCUACCUGAUCCUUUUUUUGUUACCUGGAGAUUGCCAAGGACUGGACCUGCACACAAAGAAUGUGCUUCCCCACUGAACUGCGGUCCUCCCCCCUCCCUCAAAAAACACCAAAAUCCAUGAUAUGCUUUCUCCCCCCCCAGCAAAGGAAAGUUGGCUCAUUUUGUCCAUGCUCAUCUUCUGCGUAGCCUGGACCAUCUUUCAUCUCCUGGGGAGUUGACGGUGUCCCUUCUCUCACCCUAAUUUAACCAAUACCUCUGGCUUAUCUUCAUGAGGACUUGAAGGAGCCAGCCAGGAAAGGGCAGUGGUGAUGGUGAGGAAUUGCAAGUCUAUGUCACAGAUAUUAUAUAUGUGUAUCAUGAGGCUCCCAGGAAGAGGAAAAGAGGCAGGCCUCAUCCAGAGGAGUUCAGUAAAUCUCCCCCACAUUCCGUUAUUAAAAACUUGAGGGCAUUUCAUAAACCAAAUCAAAAUCCUGUUUUCUUCCUCCUCUUCCAAAUGCCAUCAGCUGCUGGCAAAUCCACCAGCUGUUUGUUUUUUAUUUGCUUUAACUAUUAAUUUUCUGCUCAGACUCAAAAGUGGAAAUGUUCUCCCCCCCCCCCACUUGUGAAGAGCUAAAAAAAUACACUAUGUAAAGAAAAAGUGUACAUGCCUCAUGGGAGCAGAAAGAACAACACAAUAGCAGUUGCUAAAAAGUUUUCACAUCUUGCAGUAGUGCAAAGGGAACAACAUGCUAGCUAUUAUUAAACGAACUGUCGGGCAUGUUUUGUUUGGUUAGUGUCCAUAGAUGAUAUCAGCAAGGCCAGCGCCCUAGCCAGUGAAUGCCCAGGGUCAAGGGUUCUUGCUUUCUCCCUUCCUCUGUCUCUACAUAGAGUCCUUGUAUGUCGAACGUUAGUUCAUUUAAGCUCUCAGGUUAUCAACAGCAGUCGUCUAAUGUAGGUGGAGAAUAGAAGACCCAACUCAAGAAUCUUGAGUCUUGGGAGGUACCAGAAAUUUUCUAUUUGGGAGUCAGACUUCAGACAGCAGAAGAGUCUUUAUUCUGUUAUAUAUGUUAUUUAUUCAUAUCUUGCACACUACAACUAAUAAAAUGCAUUCUAGGUGGCCUUAGCCAUCACUGCAGAAACAGAAAAAUAAAUCGGUACAAACGAAGAUGCUGGAUAUCCAUUUAACAUCCAAGUAUAAGACUUCAAAGGCACAUCUUAGUUAAAACAAGUUACAAUGGAUGGACUGCGUUAAACUCCAAGUUUAGAGUUUAGAAGAAAUUCAGCUGAUAAAACACACACAAGCCCACUAAAUCUUCUCCUUCCCUUUUUCCUGUGCCUUCAAGAGCUGCCCAUCAGAAAUUCAGCUGCUGUGAACCUUAAGAGGUAUUUCCCCCUCCCACUAUGCCUCUCAAACUACGUUUGCUCAUCUCCUGUGAUUUCUUCUCCCUGUCUCCUUUCAUACCUAGCUUCUAACCUGUGGGCCUACUUGAACUGUAAACAUUUCAAGGCUGAGACCUGCUCUGUGAGUACUUUCAUAUCUCAUCUCACCCCCUUCCUGCAAAGUCCUUUUCUGAUCCUCACACAGCCACACGCUGUCAGAUUGCAACCAAUCCCUUCUGCCUGUCACUCAUUCUCACUCUGCAUUUCACUCAAACCCUUUCUCUCACAACAGGUUCAUACUGAGCAUGUGCGGGGUACACCCUUAUGAACUCCCACUGAAUAACACUGGCCACAAAAAUGCCUUUUUAAAAAAUGACAAGCAUAUAACAUAAUUAAUGGGUAAUGGCACAUACUAUUCAUCCUCUUGGCCUAAUCCAACACAUAAUCGAUAAAUCCACCUGAACUUCCCAGAGCCACUCAUCACACGUUUAACUCCUUCAAAAUAUGCCAUUUUUUCUACCCCAUGUUUGGCAUGGGCCAUCUUCAAACUACCUCUCCUACACUGCCAAGUUUCAAAUCAAUCCACUGAACCAUUUUUAGCUAGAAACCAGAAGUCGGGAAUUCUUUUCAGCCCAAGGGCUGCAUUCCCUUUUGAGAAACCCUCCGAGGGCCACAUGCCAGUCGUGGGCGGGUUCAGAGGCAAAAGCGAGCAGAGCACUGAAAGCAAUAUUCUACCUUUGUACACACACUCCUUAUCCUCCAUCCAGACAAGCAAGAGGCAUUAUUAGAGUAAUAAACAUUCCAGCUAGGCAGAAACCCUAGGGGUAUGAAGCAGGACCAGUGAGGGGUGUGGCCUGGAGAGACUGCCAAGGACCAGACUGAGAGGCCGGGGUGUGUGUGUGCAUUUGGUUCCCCAUCCCUGCUCUAAGCCAUAGAACCGACUCCUCUGCCCUGGAUUUCUCAUCCAGCCGACUUGCCCUCAAUAUAGGGCAACAACUUUGGGCCUGACUGGGGAGGGCAGCUAUGAGAGAACUAUGAAAGGUCCUCAAAUGCAAAGAUGUAUCACUGAACACUAAAGUCAGGAUGAUUCAGGCAACGGUAUUCCCGAUCUCUAUGUAUGGGUGUGAAAGUUGGACAGUGAAAAAAGCGGAUAAGAGAAAAAUCAACUCAUUUGAAGUGUGGUGUUGGAGGAGAGCUUUGCGCAUACCAUGGACCGCAAAAAAGACAGAUAAUUGGGUGUUAAAACAAAUUAAACCAGAACUGUCACUAGAAGCUAAAAUGAUGAAACUGAGGUUAUCAUACUUUGGACACAUCAUGAGAAGACAUGAUUCACUAGAAAAGACAAUAAUGCUGGGGAAAACAGAAGGGAGUAGGAAAAAAAGGAAGGCCAAACAAGAGAUGAUGGAUUGAUUCCAUAAAGGAAGCCACAGACCUGAACUUACAAGAUCUGAAUAGGGUGGUUUAUAACAGAUGCUAUUAGAGGUUGCUGAUUCACAGGGUCGCUGUAAGUUGUAAUUGACGUGAAGGCAAAAAACAAUAGCAAGUUUCUGGAAUAGGGAAAUCCUCACCAUAUACUGCUUUCAAUGUUUUUGUUUGCCGCCCUAGGCUCCUUCUGGGAAGAAGGGUGGAAUAUAAACUUAAUAAAUAAAUA